Pezoporus occidentalis (night parrot) is the source of this 6769-nucleotide messenger RNA. It is a transcript of the gene AOPEP, whose product is annotated as aminopeptidase O (putative). NCBI's taxonomy places the organism in Eukaryota, Metazoa, Chordata, Aves, Psittaciformes, Psittacidae. Gene Ontology annotation, cellular component: nucleolus. Gene Ontology annotation, molecular function: metalloaminopeptidase activity; zinc ion binding. The coding region runs from base 3123 to 5492 and encodes 789 amino acids. The record is from RefSeq and is a predicted model, not a curated record. The transcript is spliced from 15 exons.
GUUAAUAUCAACUCAGUUUCUUUCCAGAGGAUUAAGGUAAACUGAGUGAAUUGUUAGGCAUUUAGCUUAUGACUAUUUAGCAGAAAAAAAAAUCAUGCAGUAGAGGCUUGUUAAAAGUUGUUAAAAUAAUCUGAUUGUUUUUUCUUACUGAAUGACUGAGCUGUUAAAUAAUGAAGAAAUAGUAGACGUUUUGCUUUGCCUCUGGAAGGACUGUAGUGUCCUGCAUUAACUUUAAUUUGCCUUUGAAUUUAUUUUUUAUUUGUUUUUAAUUUAAAACUCCACCAACCAAAUUCUCAAAACCAUCUUCAACAUUCACCAGUGAUAUAAUUUUUAACUCUGAGGUAAUUUAAAAUUUAUUUCAACAUACUUAAACGUAGUUGAGUCUGCCCAGAUUUUGCUCAGUUUUUGUUAAAUUUGGAUAUGGCCCCCUGCCUGGUCUAAGUCCAUCCCAGUCUGAACUGCCUCCUGAAGGGCAGUCAUCUUCUCUUCCCAUCUGCCUGUUCAUGCCUCUUUACUUUGUUUGUCCUCUGCAGUUGUGUAGCUUCAUACAAAGGAAGACUGCACAGAAAUCUGAGGAAAAAAAGACACAUUUCAUAGUGUCACAUCCCAGGCUAAGAUUAGUUUAGUUUUGUUGUGAAUACACGUCCUCAUGCGUGUUUUGCUAGCAGUAGUGGAGUGAUUGGAUGACCGCAAUCUGGAGAGGUUGCAAGCACUUUGUAAUUCAGUAUGUAAGUGAUUUUUAAAAAUGAGUUUAAAUCGCUAAGUUGAAAUUCAGUUGCGGUUAAGUACAAAGUAUUAUGGAAAGAGAAAUCCAGGUUGCAAAUAAAAAAUUGGGAAACAUUCAGAUAAUUGUUUUGUAGCUGUAACAAUAUUGGCUCAGGUUUAAUAGAACAAACACUAAGAUUUGCUGAGGUUACAAAGAAACACCACUUCUAGCUUUAGCAAUACAAGUAUCUAUUGUCUUUCUCACAGGGGCUCUGCUGCCCCUGUGGAUCUGUUGAAUGACCAGGCUGUGUAAGUGCUGUUAAUUUAUUAUGAGCAAAAUGAACUGUUUCAUCUCAGAGCACAAUUUAAACUUUAUUUUAAUAAUCUGCCUAUUCUGAACUGCUGUGUGGAGUGACUGGAGAGGUGGAAGGGGUGGGAAGCAAAUCAGUGGUUUCACAGUAUAGCUAGGUCCUCUGCACCCAAAACUUUAGGAACCAUGAAUUUAGAGAAGCUUAGAGGGGGAAAAAUGUUUAUAGGAAAGAAUAUGUAAUUGCAUAUUAUUAAAAACUGGUUCAUGCUGACUAGUGAAACUGAACAAUUCCCUUCUGCACAGGUAUUUAUAAAACAGUAAAAGAAUGUUUUAUACGCCUUGAGAUGGCUUACCUCAAGAGAAAGAACUAGGAUCUUCCACUGAGGACUUUUCCAGACAAUAUAAUUAAUCUGUCAGAUAUAUGAGGAAUGUAUGCAAUAGUGGAGACACAAGAAUCAACCAGCCAACCAAAAAAAUGUAUACUUUGAGAAUACUUGUAAGGAAUCUAGAGUUUGGAUGACAUGGGUAAUAAAGGCCAAAUAUGGUGAAAACUACACAGUUGGCUGAUGAAAAUACAUUUUGAUAUGACUGAAGGGUAACCUACCAAAAUUCUAGUUCACAGGACACAUUUUAAAUGGCUCCCUCCAUUUGUGUUAAAAUUAUUGCUUUUAAUGAGGAUUGGGGGUGUAUUUUGAGUAGUGCAAAUAUUUAGAAUCAUACUGUGGACUUCUAAAUAUUUUAAAUUCAGCAAACUAGGUAAGAGGGUGCGCAGCUAAUUUGAGCAAAUACGAAUAGGAGCGGGCAAGAGCUGAGAGCCCCAUGCCUUUUCAGUAUUGUGGAACCCUAGACAGUGAGGUAGCAGGAAUGCUCUACUAAUACCUAGCAUUAUUUUGUACAGCUAAAUGUUCUCAUACACAGCGUGCUGUCUUUAGUCUCUCUUUUAAUUUGAAAGUUUAGAAAAGCUCUAAAGAGGACUAUCUCAAAUUAUUUCAGACACCACAUCACUUCACAGGAGGCAACUUCCAAUGUAAGGCUUUAGUCAAGAAAUCAAGUAAUCAUUUGUAACAGAAGUGUGCUUUGCACAGAAGACACAGCUUUUUGCUAUCAAUAAUGAAAUUGUCAAAAUAAAGUACAAGAAUACAAAGAUACUUGCGUGAGUCCCCAAUACCAUCAGAAUAGAAUAGCAUAUCAGCUUCUUUGCUUUACAGUUCUGAUGUUCUGUAGACUCCUUAAAAAUAUUUAUUCCACUAAGAAGUUCUUCAGAGGUUCAGAAGCUGAGACAUCUGAAAACAACCAUUAAAAUUCACUUACCAGUGAUUGGAGAUAGAGAGGCUACCUACGAUUUUUGAAAGCUGAGAUGUCUAAAGUUUGGGCGAUUUGAGAGAUUAAACAGACACAGCGUUACAACUGAAUUAAAAUUAGUAUGUUCCUCUUGUCUGUUGCUCUGUUUGUAAACACAAUCAGAUGUGUCAUCACCACUAAACAAAUUUCUAUUGUAGAAAAUGAAUGUCCACUCUGUGUGGGUUUUAGCCUUAUUGGCAUUUGUUUUCAGUUGUCUCUAAAAAUCUCAUGCAUUUCAUGUUUGGUAUAAUAAUUUUGAAGUGGAUUUGUAUUUAUAGAAUUUAUUUUUUUGAUGAUACUUCAGUUAAUUGUGGAGGGUUUUUUAUUUGGAUUGAGUUCACUUGUAUGGCACUAUUUGUCACCUUUUAAUCUGCCCUGUUGCUUAAUGUUAAGUAAAUGUGUUAAAUAAAAGUUAAACUAUUUACUUGCUUUUAUAGGCAUCUAGAUAUUUUCCAGUAGAAAGACUUCUGUUUUCUGUAAGAUGCUGUUACCUCAAGUGUUAAUGAGUUUCCAGCUAUGAAAAUGUCAUUAUAUACCUUAAGUAUUUAAUUAUAAAUUUGAAAAAUCUUCAUGAGCAAUCUCAAAGGAAUAUUUGGAACACACUCAUAAAUGUGAGAAGUGGAGGAACCGCAGUCCAUUUCAAUACUGUAAUAUUAAUCAAAAUCAUUUUUAAAACUGGGAGACUGAAUAUCCUUGCUCUUUAUGGAGACAUCGUAUGAAAGCAAUGUCUAAGUCUUUGUAAAACUGUUGCCCAAUAGACUAGAAAAUGGAGUCACAGCUGGACCCCAUGAAGGAUGAUUUGCCCUUAAUGGCCAACACAAAUUACAUGCUUGUGAGGCAUUAUGUAUUGGACUUGGAUGUGGAUUUUAAAAGUAAAGUUAUACAAGGCAUCAUAGUUUUAUUCUUUGAGACUGGGAGCCAUUACCUGAAAACCAGCAGUAGUGGCAAAGAAUGCUGUCAGUCACAGUUUGAUGAAACCUGUAAAGUGAAGCCAUGUGAACCCUGCUACAUGCCUAUGACAACUGUGAGUGCCUGUUCACCUAAACUGGAAUAUAAUGAUUUUGCUGUCUGUGGUAAAGGUGAAGAAGACACUUCUGAUAAAAAUGGUAACCAUAGCAACGAGGCACAGGCUUCUGGGAUUUCUAGUUCAAAGGACAUCUGUGACAUACAGAAUCAUGGGAACGAGGAUUUUCUGCUGGUACUGGACUGCUGUGAUUUAUCUGUGCUGAAGGUUGAGGAGGUAGAUGUUGCUGCUGUGUCAGGCAUUGAAAAAUUCACAAGGUCUGCCCAGCUAACAGAUGUUUCAAAGGAGCUGGAAAAUCUCAGUAAUCAGAUUGUACAUGAACUUGUGACUUUACCUGCAGAUCGCUGGAAGGAACAGCUGUACUAUUUUACUCGCUGCAGCCAGGCACCUGGCUGUGGAGAGCUUCUGUUUACUACUGGCACUUGGAGCUUGGAGAUAAGAAAAUCAGGAGUUCAGACUCCAACAGACUUUCCUCAUGCAAUAAGAAUAUGGUACAAAACCAAACCAGAGGGAAGAUCUGUUACAUGGACUACAGACCAGAGUGGCAGGCCAUGUGUUUAUACGAUGGGAUCGCCAAUAAACAACAGAGCUCUUUUCCCAUGCCAAGAGCCACCUAUUGCCUUGUCAACGUGGCAGGCCUCCGUCCGAACAGCUGCAGACUUUGUUGUGUUAAUGAGUGGUGAAAACUCAGCAGAGCCAGUCCAGCUUCAAGAAGGUAUCAUGAGCUGGUACUACUAUGUGACUAUGCCAAUGCCAGCAUCCACCUUCACUAUUGCUGUGGGGUGCUGGCAGGAAGUUAAACAGCAGGGCUUCACAGCUGCUAUCCAGACAAACACUAAGUUUUCCCUGCCAUCUUCACAAGCUGAUUUCAGAUGGCAUGAAGAAAUUUGUGGCCAUGUGGAAUAUCCCUGCCGUUUCCAGGAUCCUGCUGCCAGGUUGGAGGCAGUCAUUCCUUACAGAGUCUUUACUCCCCAUUGCCUUAUGGAAUGCUGUGAAGAAUAUUUGCUUCAGCUAAUUCCUCAGUGCCUCUCAGCUGCUUACACCACACUGGGUACCCACCCCUUUUCCAGGCUUGAUGUUUUGAUAGUUCCUUCCAACUUUUCCAGCCUGGGAAUGGCUAGCCCACACAUCAUCUUCCUGUCACAGAGUGUACUAUCAGGAGGGAGCCAGCUCUGUGGAACACGUCUGUGCCAUGAAAUUGCUCAUGCUUGGUUUGGACUGGCCAUUGGUGCUCGCGAUUGGACUGAAGAGUGGUUAAGUGAAGGGUUUGCCACUUUUUUAGAAGAUGUAUUUUGGGCUAAGGCACAACAGCAGCUGUCACAUGAUGAAGUAAAAGGGCUGCAGGAAUUGAAAGCUUUACUUCGCUGGCGCCGACUCAGAGAUGAGGUGCAGAACUCUGAAGAAGAGCUGCAAGUUUUAAGGCCCAAAAAGGAAAGCACAGGAGAAACGAGCGAGUCUGGAGCAUCCAUUGUCAAACAUGGUCUUAAAGCAGAAAAAGUCUUCAUGCAGGUCCACUACUUAAAGGGUUACUUCCUUUUGCGGUCUCUGGCAAGGACAAUAGGAGAGGCUUCAUACCUUUCAUCUUUACGAAAAUUUGUCCAUAAGUUCCAUGGACAGCUUGUCCUUUCUCAGGAUUUUCUUUGCAUGCUGUUGGAAGACAUACCUGAACAAAAAGAAUCUGGGUUAACUGCAGAAAGCAUCUUCCAGAAUUGGCUUGACACUUCCGGAAUACCAAAGCCUUUGCUGGAGGAGCGCGAGACGUGGAAGGAGAGUCGGCUCGUCCAGCAAGUGAGCGGCGAGGUCACAAAAUGGAUUCGGACAAACCAGAUGAUGAGAAAAAGUGGCAAAAAGAAAAGAAGGCUGGAUGAAGUUGUUUUCCAAAAGGUUCGGCAUCGGUGGUGCGAGCUUAUUGUUAAACACAAGUAUGUGCCUGGGUAUGAAGAUGUUGAGAAAUUCCUCAGAGAAGAUCAGGCAAUGGGUGUGUAUCUCUAUGGUGAAUUAAUGGUGAAUGAAGAUGUGAAACAACAAGAACUUGCACAUAAAUGCUUUGCUGCAGCGCGAGAACAUAUGGAUGCAUCCUCAGCCAAAGUGGUGGCAGAGAUGUUGUUCUGAAGAGGUGAUUUUUCUUUUUAGAUUAAACACCCUGGCUUUGCCUCAUGCUGAAAUAAGGUGCAGAUGUAAUAAAUUUUGGCACACCAUAGAGCUUGUGGCUGCUUUGCUCGAGAAGUAACUCUUGUUAAAAGCGUCUUGCUUUUUCUUUUUUUUUUAAAUUCUUUUUCCUAUUUUUUUAAUUCCAUCUGCUGUAGCAGUGGGUUAGAUAAUUGUAGACCCUAGCUGGAGAGCAUGGAGCAUGGCUUUGUUGUAAACUUUGCAAUGGACUGUACAAGAGGCAACUGUAAGUCUGAAUGGCCAGAGCAGGCCAGGCUUCACCUGCAGUUGUUUCCCAUUCUGUAUUUUUAACUCCUCUCACAGAAAUUGCAGUUGUGCAAGGAGCAUUUCUGUUUAAUGAAGCUGCGUGUUGACUUGAUAGGCAGCAGUCUUACAAUGGACACAUGAAGCUUUGCGCUUGGAAGCAAAUCUGAAUCAUGUGAGAACAAGCUGAUAAUUCAAAUGGCUUUGUGUUAAGAGUAGUGAGGCCUUUGAAGACGGGUUACGAGGUAAGAAGAGCAACCUUAACAUGAAAAAACUGCUUACCAUCAUACAUAAUCUGAAAUUAGGGGGGGAAGGAAUCGCCAGAGAAAAAGCAGAAUUGCAAGAAAUGUUCAUGGAGUAAAGAUUGCUGCAGGCUAUAAACUGGUAAUUUGCAAACAUAUUCUCCAUUUCUCAGUCUAUUUGAGUAACUAGAGGUAAGCUUACAGUGUCUGUACAUGCAUGUUUAACACACAGCCAAUUAGGAUUGGUAUGAAGGUCUCUUCCAGUACAGCAUACCUCAGAUUUUUGCUUAAUGAUAUAACCCAACUGACACUCUGGUUGCCUUGGUUGUUCACAUAACUUUAUAGUUGAUUUAUGGUAUCAAAAUUCAGGCAUCUGAAUUAUCAAAAGCAUCAAUUUCUAAUGGGUACUGAGCAGAAAUCUUCAUUUUCUCCCAUUCAAGCCUGUACAUGUAGCAGUACUUGUAGUGAACACUUGAAUUUGUGAUGUUUAUUUUAUUCAUAUGAAAUAUAGCAGAUGAUAUAUACCAUGAAAACAAGUUUGUUUAUGAACAGCCAUUUUGUUCUUUUGUAUAGACAAGAAUUAUGCUUGCCAAGAAAAUUUUCAACAGUUUUUAGUCUAGUAGAUGCCUUCAAGUGUCUGAAGGCCAGAAACAUGGAGAUGCAGUUUGUUCUGGCACUGUGUACUAGGAACUGUCUUAGAUAUUUCCUUCAAUAAUAAAAUAAAAAUCAAAAUUU